Messenger RNA from Hyaena hyaena (striped hyena), 2199 nucleotides. It is a transcript of the gene ACAD8, whose product is annotated as acyl-CoA dehydrogenase family member 8. Gene Ontology annotation, biological process: lipid metabolic process. The transcript is spliced from 11 exons. Lineage: Eukaryota; Metazoa; Chordata; Mammalia; Carnivora; Hyaenidae. Bases 159 to 1406 code for a protein of 415 amino acids. Gene Ontology annotation, molecular function: flavin adenine dinucleotide binding; acyl-CoA dehydrogenase activity. The record is from RefSeq and is a predicted model, not a curated record.
UCUCUGGGCGUUGUAGUCCUGCUUCUGAAGCAGGUGCCCCUGAAUCCUGGCUGUGAGGGCCGCUGGAUGCACUACAACUCCCAGGGUGCACUGCGAGACCGGCCCUGGUUGUAGCUAGUGUUACCCACUUGCAGCUUCUGGCUGGAGCAAAGGCGGCUAUGUUGCGGAGCAGCUGCUGGCGGUUGGGAGGGCGAUUCGUCUGCCUGCGCCGUGGUCUGCAGGCCUCCGCCCAGAGCGGCCACCGGACCUUGGUCUCCUGUAUCGAUCCUUCCUUGGGACUAAAUGAAGAGCAGAAGGAAUUUCAGAAAGUGGCCUUUGACUUUGCUGCCCGGGAGAUGGCACCACAUAUGGCAGAGUGGGACCAAAAGGAACUGUUCCCAGUGGACGCGAUGCGGAAGGCUGCUCAGCUAGGCUUUGGGGGGGUCUAUGUACGAACAGACGUAGGUGGAUCUGGACUAUCCCGGCUCGAUACAUCUGUCAUCUUUGAAGCCUUGGCUACAGGUUGUACCAGCACCACAGCCUAUAUAAGCAUCCACAACAUGUGUGUCUGGAUGAUUGAUACGUUUGGAAAUGAGGAACAGAGGUACAAAUUUUGCCCACCGCUCUGUACCAUGGAGAAGUUCGCUUCCUACUGCCUCACCGAACCAGGAAGUGGCAGCGAUGCUGCCUCCCUUUUGACCUCAGCGAAACGACAAGGAGAUCAUUACAUCCUCAAUGGCUCCAAGGCCUUUAUCAGUGGUGGAGGUGAAUCAGACAUCUAUGUAGUCAUGUGCCGAACAGGAGGACCAGGCCCCAAAGGCAUCUCGUGUAUAGUUGUUGAAAAGGGGACCCCUGGCCUCAGCUUUGGCAAGAAGGAAAAAAAGGUGGGGUGGAACUCACAGCCAACCCGCGCCGUGAUCUUUGAAGAUUGUGCAGUCCCUGUGGCCAACAGAAUUGGGGACGAGGGGCAGGGCUUCGUCAUUGCCAUGAAAGGACUGAAUGGAGGGAGGAUCAAUGUUGCCUCCUGCUCUCUAGGAGCUGCUCAUGCUUCAGUCAUCCUCACCCGAGACUACCUCAACGUUCGGAAGCAGUUUGGAGAGCCUUUGGCCAGUAACCAGUACCUGCAAUUCAAACUGGCUGAUAUGGCAACAAGGCUGGUGGCCUCACGGCUGAUCAUCCGCAGUGCAGCGGUGGCUCUGCAGCAGGAGCGGGAAGAUGCAGUGGCCAUGUGCUCCAUGGCCAAGCUUUUCGCUACGGAUGAAUGCUUUGCUAUCUGCAACCAGGCUUUACAGAUGCAUGGAGGCUAUGGCUACCUGAAGGACUAUGCUGUUCAGCAGUAUGUGCGGGACUCCAGGGUCCAUCAAAUCCUAGAAGGUAGCAAUGAAGUGAUGAGGAUGCUGAUCUCACGAAGCCUGCUUCAGGAGUAGCACCCAGACUUGAUGUUCGGGCGUGACGGUUAAUGUGUGACUCGAAUCAGCAUUGAGUGUUCAUGUGGACUGUUAUGUUACAGAAGUCAUGGAUUAGAUUGGAGGCCUGAGCUCUUUCACCUGGAUCCUUCAUCUGUGUGUUGGGAGCAGUAUCAGCUAAAAGACUGGAGCAGAGUCUUGAGCAGAAGUGGAAGAGCUGCCCUGAUUGGGAGUGUCUCAAGAAGACAUACUAGUGCAGAAAGGUGACCAGUAAAGAUUCAUCACCAAAUCAACAUCCUUUCUUGGAUCUACAUUGUUUUGACUUGGGUGCAUUUUGCUGAUUCUCUGAGUCCCGCUUCCAGGGGUCUGGAUAUUAACAUUGAGGGUUUUUCCUGAUUAUAAAGCAAAUGUAUGGGAGAGGAGAAAUGGAGAAAAAAAUGUCCUUCUGUCUUUUGCUGUCCUCUGUACCUCAGCUGAACAUGCAGAAGGUUGCAUUUUCUUUGUAGUACUGCUGUGAAUGUGAAUCAUGAUAAAAUGAGUAUUCGGGCAACCUAACCCCUAAACUGUGAUUUAGGGGAUACCCAUACUUGUGGACUUGUGAACAUCAAAGCCUGAGAUUAUAUGGAACUCUAAAUAUUUGUUAUAUUCUUUUUUAGAAAUGUGUGAUCUAGGAAUGUAUUCAGGUUUCUAUAACCCUUCCUGAUAAGUACUUUGAGCAUAUUUCUUUCUGCAUUUUUGUUUCCUUUCUUGAAGUUGCUCCUCUUUGUAAAAUUUUAGUCACCACAUUGAUAAAUAAAAUCUAUCUCCCUCAGUA